Acytostelium subglobosum LB1 is the source of this 963-nucleotide messenger RNA. RefSeq lists its product as hypothetical. The annotation marks the transcript as partial. The record is from RefSeq and is a predicted model, not a curated record. NCBI's taxonomy places the organism in Eukaryota, Evosea, Eumycetozoa, Acytosteliales, Acytosteliaceae. Gene Ontology annotation, molecular function: phosphatase activity. The transcript is spliced from 3 exons.
GUAACUGAUCGAUCACAGGUUGUAUAUAUAAUGAGCGAGUCUACAAAUAGUAGUAGUAGUAAUGUCACCGUCGAACCUUCAUCAUCAUCAUCAUUGAAUAAACAACAACAGAUACAUAAUAAUCAACAAAAUAUACAGCAACAGAGCCAACAACAAGGGCAACAACAACAACAGACACAACAAUCAUCACAAGUGAAUGGCACUUCUUCAUCAAAUACAACUGCAACAACAACGACCACAACCGACACAAAUCAACACCAACAUCUGAGCCAACAACAAGUACUUCAACAACAACAGAUGCACUUGUCACAAGCGAGUAAACUGUUGCAUAUGCAACAACAGGGUCCUCCCCAACUAUCCCCGCCCGCUCUCUUUGGCAUAAUCGAGCCACAACUCUACCGCACCAACUCACUCUACCCGGUCAACUUCCCCUUCAUCAAGAUGCUGGGUCUCAAGACCGUUGUGCAACUGUCUCCCGAGGUCCCGAUCAAGGCCGUCACCACCUUCCUCGAAGAGAACAACAUCAAUCUGAUACAUCUUGGGCUCAAGGCAUGGAAGGCAGACACAUCUUGGAAGCCUGUGACAGAAGAGUUGAUUAAGGAGACGAUGGAGAUUGUGUUGAACUAUGACUUCUAUCCUUUGAUGAUCACGUGCACGUCUGGAAUACACCAGACGGGUGUGCUGGUGGGAUGUCUACGCCGCCUGCAGAACUGGAACCUCACGUCCAUCCUGGUGGAGUACCGCAGCUUCACGGGACAGAGCAACACACGCUACGUUAACGAGCAGUUUAUCGAGCUGUUUGAUGUCGAUCUUGUAACGUUGCCCAAUAACCUGCCGCGUUGGUUCGUUGAACAACAACGUCUGUUGGAGGAAGAGGAAGAGAAUGAUGACUUUGAUGAUUGGAGACAACAGAGCGACGACGCCAACAACAGCAACAACAACAGCAACAACAACAACAUUAGU